AUGUAUAUGGACUUAGAGGAGCGACGGCUUCCUUGCCAUAUUGUGUGUUCGUCCCACGUACUUGUGACAUUCUUUCCAAUUGUAACAUUUGUACUGCUUCCUACAGCUGUUGUGGUGCUUGUAGAGAUUGGAGAUGCUUAUCUUUUGCUCUUUCUUGGACAAUUAAUGCUGGCUGUGGCUGUCAUUGAAUGGAGUUGGCUGGCUUUUCGUAUUCGACAGCGAUUACUACUUGCUAUAACCAUACACGAUGACGACAUAUUGGCAACAAAACAGGAGAUAGGAGAAUUGGAACCGCAGAUACAGGAACAAGAGAUACAGGAGCGAGAGGAUCAACCAGUUCUUACAAGAGAAGACCCCAGGGAGCGCUAUGCGCGUCAAUUAUACGAAUCCAUGCGAGCUAAAAGCUUUGCUAUUGAUCCAAUGGUGAGUAAAAUGUGCUGCGGCCGUUGGUACAUUGCUGCGCUUCUACUGGCCUUAUUGGGUGCUGUCGUAAGCGUCGUCUUGGCUUACGCAUUAAAUGGCAACAAUCCCGCCUCUGGAUGGCACAUGACGAUCGGCGCGUCCGUGGAGGCGGCGUUCGUGUCUAUUUUCUGUAGCUCCCUUGCCCCCUCUGCAACCGACGCAGUUGUGGUCAUCAUUUAUCAGAUCUGCGUUCUGGUGGCCAGUAUGAACGCAUUUGUGAAGCUGCAGCUACAUUUCAUCGCUUCUGAUGCACAGAUUGAACCACUGUUUAUCAUUUUGGUUGGUGCUAUCAUUAUUAUCGUCUUCCGUGUUGUGACGAGCAAGGUCGUUAUGCAGAGCUUGCUGCUCGUUCUGUGCGACAUGCUUGGCCUUGUAUGUAUCGUGUCACCGCUCAUCGCUUUUGCAGACCUGAUGGACGAGACAAUGAGCCAGUCGCUUCGAAAUCAGCUCGCGUUGUUUGUGCUUGUAGUUCUGGCUGCAGAUGUGGGUGAUACUCUCGCUAAAGAAUUGCAGCUGCACUGGCCUCUGGCUUUUAAAUGGUGCCGUCCUCCGCUUCUCAAGUCUGGAGCUAUUACUAAGCAUAUUGAAGCCUCAAUAAUCUCGAUGACCUGUGGUGCAGUGAUGUUUGCCGCUGUUCGUUUGGGCUCAGAUGGCUCGGAUUUCAGCUUUGUGGAAGUGGUUGUGCUGUUUGGCGCCAUUGCGAUUGGACAGUGGUGUCGCCAGUGGAUGACACACGUUCGGCAAAUGGCCAAGGUAUCAACUUCGGCGUUCUAUUUUCCCGUGGAUAGCCGAUCUUAUGGCGUGCUUGAUCGAAUGGCUGUCUUUCUUGCGGCUAUCGUCGUCUAUUACCCGUACAUUAAGCAAUGCUUUUGA
Peronospora farinosa is the source of this 1335-nucleotide messenger RNA. The record is from the annotation of a GenBank genome assembly. NCBI's taxonomy places the organism in Eukaryota, Oomycota, Peronosporomycetes, Peronosporales, Peronosporaceae.